This is a messenger RNA of Haliotis rubra (blacklip abalone), 2029 nucleotides long. RefSeq names its product TATA box-binding protein-associated factor RNA polymerase I subunit C-like. The transcript is spliced from 15 exons. The record is from RefSeq and is a predicted model, not a curated record. NCBI's taxonomy places the organism in Eukaryota, Metazoa, Mollusca, Gastropoda, Lepetellida, Haliotidae. Gene Ontology annotation, molecular function: RNA polymerase I core promoter sequence-specific DNA binding. Gene Ontology annotation, biological process: transcription by RNA polymerase I. Gene Ontology annotation, cellular component: fibrillar center. The coding region runs from base 135 to 1892 and encodes 585 amino acids.
AAUGUCAGGAAAUCGUUAAGGUUACAGACGCACUGAACAUGUGUAAAUGAUACUCAGUACCUACCUCUCCAACUAAACAUCACUUAGAAUACUGAUAAAAGUUUCGGCCUGAUGAAUGACUGUGUUUGCAAGCCAUGGAUGUCCCCUUCACCUUUUACCCAUCUGUCUAUCAACACCACAGCAGUCAGCACACACACAGGGACUACUUCCUGGACUAUGGGAGUCACAUGAACAUAGACAUAGAAGGACACCAACUACUGACCAAGGGGAGACUUGAAACCAUCUGUCAGAAGUGUCACCAGGGCCAGGAGGAGAACCUGCACCUGUCAGCCAUCUUCCCCACGCUGCCACUAGCCCCACAUCCAGCUGAUGUGACCUUUCCAUUUCCUGAUGGAAUCAGCGAUCCAGUUCGAGACUGUCAAGAGAAGACACAUUUCUUUAUUGCCAAGGUCAGACACAAUCAAGGACGUCUACGCCUCAAUUCAAUGAGCCAAUUCCAUCAGAACAUUAUCCAAGUCGGACAUAGUGUGUCCACGCUUGACCCCUCAGACUGCCGCCCUGUUGACAAGAUUUGUAGCUCUGUGCCUCGCCUAGCUGUUAUGUGGAGGGACUACAAGCACCUCAUCAAAUACAACAAGUACUUGCGAGUCAACUCAGCCUACACUGGAGGCUCCUUGUGCCUGAUGUCGCUGUCCGACAACACAUACUUGCUGCACCCUACAGGGGAACACUUCAACAGGAUCAAUGUGACUGAGGUUUUGGAUGCUGGUCAUCAAGGAUUCAAGCUGGGAAACACAGUAUUGUAUGAAGAACAAACCGCUUCCAAGGUGCUGGAAAUGAGAACUUCUUAUGUGAACAACAUAGGUUUGUGCUGCACUCGUGGAGACACUGAUUACACUGUGUACCGUGUGGCUGAGGCUGGAACUAUUGUGGAACCCGUUCUAUUGGAAAACAGACAUCUGUUCGGGGAAACACCAACAUCUGUCUGUCUCAGCCCCUACAUCUGUGGUGAGAUGCUUGUCUCAACUGACACUGGCUGCCUUUAUCUCUCUGUUCCUGGAUGCAGUUUGCAGACUCUAGUAUCCAAGCAACCCCUCCGAUUCCAAUCCACAGACCAAUGGCGCCAGUGUCACUGGGGGGCACAUCCACGCCAGGUCAUAUUAGCAGACCAUACCAGUGUGCAGCUCUUUGACAGCAGGACCCAGUACAGUGAGGGACUUGACCUGCUAGCCCAGCCCACCAGGCUGCUGCACCAACAGGAGAGGAUCAUGGUGACCCAGCCCCAUCCACACUGCCCAUACUACCACUUCAUAGCCACAGAUUUCUCCUUGCUGAUGAUGGACCAGCGUCUUCCCAACUACCCUGUGAUGGUUUGGCCUCACUCUCUACCUAGUGCCCCCCAGUAUGUAGCUGUAGCCAACACCACUUCCAGCGACUCACUGGUGCUGGCAGCCACCCAGUCCCCACCAGAGACUCACUGCUUCCAUGUGAAGUACGGUGAAGCCAAGCCGGUCCGCUCCCAGUACCAGCCAUGGAGGCUGUCUACCAUCAGUGCUGUGAUGACGACGGAGUGUAAGAGAAGCCUGAUGGGACAAGUGAUUCAACGCCGACUUGAUGCCUCACUAGCUGGAGUAGCUGCCACUCACACUGGGAGCAGUGCACACAUGUACCAGCUAACCAUACAUGGGGAGGUGUUCUAUCAGGUAUACAGUGAGAAAGGCCACUCCUCGGACAAAACUUGCAGUUAUGCCCACAGGAGACCUGAGGUCUCAGCAGUGGUAAAGGAGGUGACCGGGAAGUGGCUUGCUGGCUUUUACAGGCUCAGCUGGAUAGAGUCUACAACCCCAGAGGACCAGUUACUUUACUUCCGAUGUCUCCCAUUUUCUUAUUGAGGGGGCUGCAGUGAUCCCUCAUGUGCUGUGUCCACUGUGUAUGGCGACCACCUGCUCCCUGGUUGGCUCCAGUGUGGAGGUGGACAGUGACAGCACCAACAAGGCCAGCGCCUGCAGCAGCUGUGGUCAUGACCUGG